Molecule: messenger RNA, 1101 nt
Organism: Triticum turgidum subsp. durum (durum wheat)
Lineage: Eukaryota; Viridiplantae; Streptophyta; Magnoliopsida; Poales; Poaceae
Source: the annotation of a GenBank genome assembly
AUGGAGGCGGAGGCAGAAGAAGCGAAGGCGCCGCCGCGGAUGAACCGCAGGCAGUGGAGAGCCGCGAGGGGGAACCGCGAGGACAAGUGGACGAGGAAGCGCCGCCUGCUGCUGGAGGCGACCGAGGAGAAACGCCGCGCGCAGGUGGCCGCAGAGGCGGCGGCGGACGCGGCGGCGGACGCGGCGGAACGUGAGGACGAGGAGGCCGCCGUGGCGAUGCGGUACCGCGACAGCUGGAUUUCGACCUUCUCCAGCUUAUGCGGCUCCUACGAGGAAGCCACGUCCAUAAAGCCAAUGCGAUACACCGACGAGCCGCCACCGCCCUUUGCCGGCGUCGGUUAUGCUAAUGCCGUGGUCGUCUUCUCGGUGAAGGUGACGCAAUUAGAUGAUAGCCUGGAUUGGCCGCUCGAUGUAUACGGCAUCGUUGCCGCGCGGGAUUCAAUUGACCGCAAUCGCAACCUCCUCUUCAACCGCACCAGAGACAAUUGCCAGAGGCUCACCGCAGGGGAUGCCUCUCUAUUGUUGACCGGUCCAAGUCGUGCUGUUGUGAUCGUUGAUCCUGUCAACUACGAGGUUGAACUAAAAGUGAAGGGUGACAUGCCGUCUGAAGAUAAACUCUUAAGCCUUCUAGUCAUCGAGGACAAGUACUAUCUUCCUGGUGAUCGCCGCCAAGGAGUUCAUUGCCACACCUACUCUUCUAAGCUAAGCACAGUGGAGGUGACGGUUGGCCAUCUUGCAAAGACAGUGGAGGCUACUAUCGCUGUGCAAGUUGUUGAGGGAUCCUGGCCAACUGGCCAUCACGGGCGAUUUGCUGCACGUAUGGCCAGUCUCGAUGAUCUGGAGAUGGUGCUACUUGAUUCUCAGGAUGGCAUGGUACCUGUUACGAAAGAUGGGGCAAUUGAGUUUUCACGGUCUGUUGUUUCUGUCGAAGCGGAUGGAGAGCUGACACUUGGUGUGGAUGUCUGGCAAGGUGAUGACAAGGCUGCCAAAUAUCAAGUAAGAUUUGUACCUAGAAAAGCAGGUAGAAGUGAGGAUAUUUGCGAUGUUGGGUUUUGUAAGAUGCGAUUCACCGUUGCUUGGUCGCUUCUUGUGAACUGGUGA